GGAUAUUAUCACUCUGAAGAAGCAGCAGGUGUAAAGAGGUGUCAGCAUCAUGGUGAACACUGGCAUGCAGCUCAUCAGCUUCACCUGCGCGGUGACUGGCUGGAUCAUGGCGAUCGCCGUCACGGCCCUGCCUCAGUGGAAGGUCUCGGCUUUCGUCGGCAGCAACAUCCUGACCUCGGAGAUAAAGUGGGAGGGCAUCUGGAUGAACUGCGUCUACCAGACCACCGGCCACAUGCAGUGCAAAACCUACGACUCCAUGCUGGCCCUGCCUCCGGACAUCCAGGCGGCGAGGGCCCUCAUGUGUGUGGCCAUCUUCAUGGGCUGGCUCUCCUGCACCGUGUCCUGCUGUGGCAUGAAGUGCACCACCUGUGCCGGGGACGACCGCCGAGCCAAGGCCGGCAUCGCUCUGGCAGGCGGCAUUCUCUUCAUCCUCACGGGCCUGUGCGUUUUGAUUCCGGUGUCCUGGACCGCCAACACCGUCGUCCGGGAUUUCUACAACCCUAACGUCCCCGUGAUGCACAAGAGAGAGCUGGGUCAGGCCAUUUACCUGGGCUGGGCAGCUGCCGUCAUUCUCAUAAUCAGUGGAGCCGUGCUGAGCAGCACCUGUCCCCUCAUGGCGAGGAGCGGCAGGUACCGCAGAGGGUACGUGGGUCGGAGCUUCGCUAAUUCACCUGCCUCAGCACCAGAUCCUCCAAAACCCAUCACAUCCAAUAAUCUACCACUGAAGGAGUAUGUAUAG
This is a messenger RNA of Solea solea (common sole), 739 nucleotides long. RefSeq names its product claudin 35 (gene cldn35). NCBI's taxonomy places the organism in Eukaryota, Metazoa, Chordata, Actinopteri, Pleuronectiformes, Soleidae. Gene Ontology annotation, molecular function: structural molecule activity. The transcript has a single exon. Gene Ontology annotation, biological process: bicellular tight junction assembly; cell adhesion. The record is from RefSeq and is a predicted model, not a curated record. The coding region runs from base 50 to 739 and encodes 229 amino acids. Gene Ontology annotation, cellular component: bicellular tight junction; plasma membrane.